AUCAGCAGCAGCAGCAGCACCGGCCCCGCCUCGCGACUCGAACCGCUGGCUGGUUCACCUCCCGCACAGCCCACAUCUGGAGCCGCGGCAUGCUCAGUCACACACCGGGACGCAGGACGUGGAUGUUAACCCUAGGGGAACGAUGUCUGAGGUGCGGAAAUUCACCAAGAGGUUGAGCAAACCCGGGACGGCCGCGGAAGUCCGGCAGAGCGUGUCUGAGGCAGUGAGAACCACCGUGGACCUAGUGGAGCAGCCAAAGAUCAUCGAGCCACUGGACUACGAAGCUGUGGUGUUUCAGAGAAAAGCCCAGAUCCACAGCGACCCCCACCGAGACCUGCUGCUCUGCCCUGCUGACGAUGUCUCGGAGUCACAGAUAUCCAGGCAGAGGAGGACUGUUGUUCCCUCGGUUCCCCAGAAUGCCGAGCGAGAGGCCAGGAGUCUGUUUGCCAAAGAGUGCAUCAAGAUGUACAACACUGACUGGCAUGUGAUCAACUUUAAAUAUGAAGCUUACUCUGGGGACUUCCGUAUGUUACCAAGCAAAGGCCUGAAGACGGACAAGCUGCCAGCUCACGUGUUUGAGAUCGAUGAAGACGCCAAAGACGAGGACACCUCAUCACUGUGCUCCCAGAGGGGAGGCAUCAUGAAGCAGGGUUGGUUACAGAAAGCCAACAUCAACAGCAGCCUGUCUGUCUCCAUGAGGGUGUUCAAAAGGAGGUACUUCUACCUGUCCCAGCUUCCUGAUGGUUCCUAUAUCCUCAACUCCUACAAGGAUGAGAAGAACUGCAAAGACACAAAAGGAUCAAUCUACUUGGACUCCUGCAUAGACGUGGUUCAGAGCCCUAAGAUGCGACGUAAUGGCUUUGAGCUGAAGAUGCAAGACCGCUACAGCCACUUUCUGGCUGCAGAUAGUGAAGCAGAGAUGGAGGAUUGGGUGGCCACGCUGAAACAGGCUCUGCAGAGCAGCACUGAGGCUGGACAGGACAGGAGGAAUGGCACAGAAUCUCUGGACGGGUCCCUGGAUGACGACACAACCAGUCAGGGUAAAGGUGAGAGCCUGUUGGAGAGCCUGGGGAGGAGCCUACACCCGGAACUGAUGAAGUAUGCCAGAGAGACAGACCAGCUCAAUAAGAUCAACAGAAAUGAUGGCAGACAAAAGCUGUUCUCGCUGGAUCCCGAGACACAGCGGCUGGACUUCUCAGGCAUCGAGCCCGAUGUGAAGCCAUUCGAGGAACGUUUUGGUCGUCGAAUAGUGGUCAGCUGCCACGAUCUGACCUUCAGUCUGCAGGGCUGCGUUAGCGAGAAGGGUGACGGCGUCCUCACCAACGUGGAACCAUUCUUCAUCAGCCUCGCUCUCUUCGACGUAUCCAAGAGCUGUAAGAUCUCAGCGGACUUCCACGUGGACCUGAACCCGGCCUGUGUGAGAGAGAUGCUCACCGACGCCUCGGGCCAGCUCUCUCCUUCAUCCGACUCAGAGGGCGGAGGGGGAGCGAGGGAGGGAGGAGGAGGAGUCAUGGUGAACGGAGACUCAGUGAAAGGAAACGGUUUGCCUGUUCUUCAGAGAGUGGCCGAGGCUCUGCUGCGCUUCCCUACACAGGGUAUCUUCUCAGUAACUAACCCCCAUGCUGAUAUUUUCCUUGUGGCGCGUGUGGAGAAAGUGUUACAGAACGGCAUCACCCACUGUGCCGAGCCAUACAUCAAGACCUCAGACAUCAGCAAGACUGCUCAGAAGGUGCUCAAAGCUGCCAAACAGACAUGCCAGCGCCUGGGCCAAUACAGGAUGCCAUUUGCCUGGGCUGCCAAGCAGGUGUUCAAAGACGCUCAGGGCAGCCUGGACAUGGAUGGGAAGUUCUCUCCUCUCUACCGUCAGGACAGCAGCAAAAUCUCCACCGAUGACAUCCUCAAGCUGUUGGCCGACAUCAGGAAGCCUGAGAAGAGCAAACUUCAGACCAUCCCUGGACAGUUGAAUGUCACUAUUGAGUGUGUUCCACCUGACUUCUCAAAUACAGUCACGUCCUCUUACAUUCCUGUCAAGCCCUUCGAGGACGCCUGUGAACGGGUUUCGGUGGAAAUCGAAGAGUUUUUGCCAGAGGAGGCCAAGUACAACUACCCCUUCACCACAUACAAGAACCAACUCUACAUCUACCCCCUUCAGCUUAAAUACGACAACCAGAAGACCUUCACUAAGGCUAGAAACAUUGCAGUCUGUAUCCAGUUCCGAGACUCAGAUGAAGAAGGGACAAUCCCUCUGAAGUGCAUCUAUGGCAAACCGGGGGAUUCGCUCUUCACCGGCAGCACCUAUGCAGCCGUCCUGCACCACAAUCAGAGUCCAGAGUUCUACGAUGAGGUAAAAAUUGAACUGCCUGUUCACGUGCAUGAGAAGCACCACAUCCUCUUCACCUUUUAUCAUAUUAGCUGCGAGUCCAGCACCAAGGCCAGCAGCAAGAAAAGGGAGGGAGUGGAGUCACUGGUUGGCUAUUCCUGGAUGCCGUUGCUGAAGGAUGGGAGGAUGCAGUCUGUAGAUGUCCAUCUGCCUGUCGCUGCCACCCUUCCUCCUGGAUACCUCUGUCAGGACACCAGGAAGUCCCAACCAGAUAUCAAAUGGGUGGAAAAUGCAAAAACACUGUUCAAAGUGAGGACUCAUGUAGCAUCAACAAUAUAUGCUCAGGACCUGCAUCUACACAAGUUUUUCCAGCACUGCCAGCUGAUGAGGACAACAUCAGAGGGCAACCCAGCAGAACUUAUCAAAUACCUGAAGUGCCUGCACGCUAUGGAGACACAUAUCAUCGUGAACUUCCUGCCUACUAUACUGAUGCAGCUGUUUGAGGUGCUCACAGCAGCCACCAAAGAAGCCCAUGAUAUUGCUGUUAACUCGCUGCGUGUGAUCAUACAUAUAGUCUCCAGAUGUCACGAGGAGGGGCUGGAACACUACCUGCGCUCUUUUGUUAAGUAUGUGUUCGUUACCAACCAUCCUGCAUCAGGAAACUCAGCGACCACCCAUGAGGUGUUGGCUACUGCAGUCACCGCCAUCCUGAAGCAAACUGCUGAUUUCAACACCAGCAAUAAACUACUCAAAUAUUCAUGGUUCUUCUUUGAAACUAUGGCCAAAUCAAUGGCUCAGUACCUGCAAGAGGGCAACCGGAUAAAGAUGCCGCGGGCCCAGCGUUUCCCUGACAGUUUCCACCAGGCACUCCAGUCUUUGGUGUUGUCCAUCAUGCCCCACAUCACUAUCCGCCACAUGGAGAUCCCAGAGGAGGCUCGUUGUAUCAACAUAAGCCUGGCCAAUUUCAUCAAGCGGUGCUUGACCUUCAUGAACCGGGGUUUUGGCUUUGGUCUGGUCAAUCACUAUAUGUGUCAUUUCAGUCUCAAGGAUCCCAAGGUACUGACGGAAAUGAAGUUUGAUUUCCUGAUGACUGUGUGUAACCAUGAACACUUCAUUCCUCUUAACUUGCCCAUGGCUUUUGGGCGCACCAAGCUGCAGAGGGUACAAGAUUUUAUUCCGUAUGCGACGGAGCUUUUUGGCCCUGUAGAACAAAGCCUGGAGUUCAGUCUGACGGAGGAAUAUUGCCGCAACCAUUUCCUUGUUGGUCUGUUGCUGAGAGAAGUGGCUGAGGCGUUGCAGCAAGGGCCUGAGGUCAGACAGCUGGCCGUGAGCGUUCUCAAAAAUCUUCUUAUAAAGCACGCCUUGGAUGAUCGCUACACAGCAUUCAAGAACCAGCAGGCCAGGAUCUGUUUGCUCUACCUGCCACUGUUUGAGCUGCUCUACCAGAACUUAAAGCAGCUCUCUGCCCAGCCAUAUACCUCCAGCCCUGGACUCGGCCUUAAUGGCUCCAGAGAUGACCUGAUAUCAACCGGUUCCACAGACAGCAGGAGAAUCAGCACUGCAGUCGAUAGAGACCAUGGUUUGCUACAGAACGGCCAUGUGAGGAGAGAGGACUCCAGGGGCUCUCUGUUUUUGGAUCCAGGAACCCCAGACAGCAUUGAGCUGCAGAGACGUGGUUCAACCAUGAGCAGCAGCCCCAUGCCUCCCAUCGGCAGACUGGGACAUUACGAGAUCAAGGGUCUUCUGCUUUCCUUCCUGCAUGUUGUCAAGACCUUGUCAGAGGAUACUUUGAUGGCCUACUGGAACAAAGUCAACCCCCAAGACAUCAUGAACUUCCUAAAUUUGCUAGAGACCUGCCUGGUCCAGUUUCGGUACGCAGGAAAGAGGAACAUUAGCCGGAGUCAUGAAGGGUGUGUGUCAAAGUUGUUCUCGUCGGACAGGAAGUCUCAGACUAUGCCAGCAAUGCGCUGCAACCGAGCCAGUCUAAUGCAGACAAAGAUUCAUCAGUUCAGCACCAUGGAAGCCUCCCUCACUCUAAAUAUAGGGACUGGACCUACAGAAGCAGAAGUCCACCAUCAGGCUCUGCUGGAGGGUAACAUUUCCACUGAAGUCUGCCUGAGUGUACUGGAUGUGCUCGCUCUCUUCACUCAGUGUUUUAAGACCCAGCUGCUGGACAGUGACGGUCACAACCCUCUGAUGAAAAAGGUGUUCGAAGUCUACCUGACGUUCCUUAAAGUCAGCCAGUCAGAAACUGCCAUCAGACACGUGUUCGCUGCCCUCAGGGCUUUCAUUAACAAGUUCCCGUCGGUGCUGUUUAAGGGCCGUGUGACCUUGUGUGAGGCUCUGUGCUGCGAGGUGCUCAAAUGCUGCGUUUCCAAGCUGGGAUCUCUGAGGGCAGAGGCAUCAGCCCUACUCUACCUACUGAUGAGAAACAACUACGAGUACACCAAGAGGAAGACCUUCCUACGCACACACCUGCAGAUCAUCAUUGCGGUCAGCCAGCUCAUCUCUGACGUGGCCCUGACUGGCAGUUCACGCUUCCAGGAGUCUCUGUCCAUCAUCAACAACUUUGCAAAUAGUGAUAAAGCCAUGAAGUCCACAGCUUUCCCAUCAGAAGUAAAAGGACUCACCAAGAGGAUACGCACAGUGCUGAUGGCCACGGCCCAGAUGAGGGAACAUGAGAAAGACCCAGAGAUGCUGCUGGACCUCCAGUACAGUUUGGCCCGUUCCUAUGCCAGCACUCCUGAACUGAGACGGACCUGGCUGGACAGCAUGGCUCGAGCUCACCUCAAGAAUGGAGACCUCUCAGAGGCGGCCAUGUGUUAUGUUCAUGUAGCGGCACUGGUUGCAGAAUACCUCCACAGAAAAAAGUUAUUCCCUAGUGGUCUUGCAGCGUUUAAGAGGAUCACCUUGAAUAUUGAGGAGGAAGCAGCCAUGAAGGAAGACACUGGAAUGCAGGAUGUUUAUUACACAGAGGAGGUCUUGGUUGAACACCUUGAGGUCUGCGUCGAUGCACUUUGGAAAGCAGAACGUUACGAGCUCAUCACACACAUCGCCAAACUAAUCAUUCCCAUCUAUGAAAAACGUCAUGAGUACGAGAAACUCAGCCGUCUGUACGACACUCUACACAGAGCCUACAAUAAGAUAAUGGAGGUGAUCCAGUCAGGUCGCAGGCUGCUUGGGACGUACUUCAGAGUGGCCUUCUAUGGACAGGGUUUCUUUGAGGAGGAGGAUGGCAAAGAAUACAUCUACAAAGAACCCAAACUCACCGGCCUGUCGGAAAUCUCUCAGAGGCUGCUCACACUCUACGGGGAGAAGUUUGGGCCGGAAAAUGUGAAGAUAAUUCAGGACUCAAACAAGGUUAACCCCAAAGAACUGGAUCCAAAGUUCGCCUACGUCCAGGUGACAUUCGUGAAGCCGUACUUCGAGGAGAAAGAGGCGCCGGAGAAGAAGACCGACUUUGAAAAGUGCCAUAACAUCAACCGCUUUGUGUUUGAAACACCGUACACGCUGUCAGGCAAAAAACACGGCGGGGUGGAGGAACAGUGCAAGAGGAGGAUUGUGCUGACAACUGCCAACACUUUCCCUUAUGUGAAGAAGAGGGUAGAAGUGGUCGGUGAGAAACAGGUGGAUCUUAAACCAGUAGAUGUGGCCAUAGAUGAGAUGAAGGCUCGAACAGCUGAGUUGACCAAGCUCUGUUCCAGCCAGGAGGUCGACAUGAUCCAACUGCAGCUAAAACUACAAGGCUGUGUCUCUGUACAGGUGAAUGCAGGUCCAAUGGCCUAUGCCAGAGCAUUCCUGGAUGACAGCAAAUCCAGCCAGUCUGGCAACAAGAAAGUAAAAGAUUUAAAGGACAUUUUCAGGCGUUUCGUCCAGGCUUGCAGCAUGGCUUUGGACAUAAAUGAGCGUCUGAUUAAAGAGGACCAGUUCGAGUACCACGAGGGCCUCAAGUCCAACUUCAAAGAGAUGGUGAAGGAGCUAUCUGAUAUCAUCCAUGAACAGAUCUAUCAGGAGGAUAUGAUGCGCUCGCUGCUUCAGAACUCCCUCCAUGUGUUUCGUGCCAUCAGUGGGACGUCCACUGACCUCGGCUGAUGUCCGAACUGCCACAGGCUCCGUUCUCCAAGCAAUAGUGCAACAAAACCUUUAUGCAUAUCCUCAUAUUUUCCCCCCAUAAGGAUCUGAGCUGGAUGAUAACAGCUGAUGAUGUCCGCACAGCUACGCUUGCCAAACAUCCACUAGAUGUGCUUUGGAGGACUUGGAUGUAAUGUUCAAUCUGCAGCAGUAUUCCUGAAGAAUGUAUCACAGCAGCACCUGCUAAUGUCUGCAUGUCAGGUGUAAGAUAUUUCCCUGAGUCAUGCUAGGUUGCACUGCACUUUUUUCUGCCUUGGUGACAAUUAAGAAGAGAUACUGUAAGAAAUCAUGUUUUCUGUCUAUUCUCUGCAAAGUUGGACUGUUUUCCUUUUAGAUCUAUGCAGAAUAUCACCCACUGAAGAGUAUGAACGGACAUCAUACGCACUUGAGAAUGAAUUGUCGCUACUUGACUACAGUUUUUUUUAUUUUUUUAUUUUUCACCCCCCGUGUGUUGUUUGGCCAGAUAUUUGUAAUGAGAUAGCAGCAGGAGCAAUAUUCUAACUCAACCGGUUCUUGUGUUUUUUUAUAGUCACUCAAACCGAAAGCAUUAGAGGCAGUAGAUUAAGCUGAGGGUCAGGUUUUAUCGGCCAGGCAACAUGCGGUAACAAAUGAGUCAUGUUUAAAGAACAGUGUGAGCUAUGUUCGGGCUUGUUUGGGAAUGUUCAGUGUACAUUAAUCUGACUGUAAAUGUCAAAGAUUAUGUGUAUGAGAGGUAAAGGAUAAUGGAAGGAAGUGAACAUUUGUUUUGGCGCUUUACAACAGUAUUCUGUGUGGGAGGGUUUCUGCACGAAGUAAUUACAGCAGUGACAAUAUUUACUGCAGUAAACAGAGUAGGUGAAGAGUUCCUCUCAUCUGGGUUCCAUCCAGUGCCUUCGUGCUCUGCCUCAAGUCAGAAGAUCCAUCACAUGCUGGUUAUUUACAGUAUUUCACAAGUGCUACACUGAAAUUAGCAGAUAGAUUUAUAAUAUUUAAGCAGAUGUACAUAAUUGGUUGUCAUGCUGUAAAUCUGUAUCCAUGUAUGUUUGUACUUUAUGUAUGUAUGUAUUUAUAUUUGUAACAUUCUGCACUCUUACGUGCAAAUCUGUCUGGGCAGAGAGAUUUUUUUUUUCUUUCAUUUUUAUUGCAUUGUAUACUGAGGCGCAGCUGCUUGUUAAAGUUAAUUUGUAAAGCCCUUUUUUUCAAUAAAACCUAAAAAAAAAAAAAAAAAA
This is a messenger RNA of Sphaeramia orbicularis (orbiculate cardinalfish), 7659 nucleotides long. RefSeq names its product dedicator of cytokinesis 11 (gene dock11). The transcript is spliced from 54 exons. The record is from RefSeq and is a predicted model, not a curated record. Lineage: Eukaryota; Metazoa; Chordata; Actinopteri; Kurtiformes; Apogonidae. The coding region runs from base 143 to 6412 and encodes 2089 amino acids. Gene Ontology annotation, biological process: small GTPase-mediated signal transduction; positive regulation of GTPase activity; positive regulation of filopodium assembly. Gene Ontology annotation, molecular function: guanyl-nucleotide exchange factor activity.